Messenger RNA from Suillus plorans, 321 nucleotides. RefSeq lists its product as uncharacterized. The transcript is spliced from 2 exons. The record is from RefSeq and is a predicted model, not a curated record. The annotation marks the transcript as partial. NCBI's taxonomy places the organism in Eukaryota, Fungi, Basidiomycota, Agaricomycetes, Boletales, Suillaceae.
CCGUUCACGAACAACUUUCUGCGAGCUGAUAUCCAUCAGUUAUUAUUAUUUGAUCUCCUCCACCAGCCAAUCAAAGGCGCCUCCAAGGACCAUCUUGUGGACUGGGUAGUGAAAUACCUCAGGAUUACACACAGUACCAAACGAGGGGAUGAAAUCAUGAGUGAUAUAGACCGCAGAAUUGCUGUUGUAGCCUCAUUCUUUGGUCUAUGGCAAUUUCACAAAGGCCGUGACUUCAGACAGUGGACAGGGAAUGAUUCUAAAGUGUUGAUGAAGGUUUUCAUUCCAGCUAUUGAAGGCCAUGUAUCUCAAGAUAUGGUGCGC